Penaeus vannamei (Pacific white shrimp) is the source of this 1258-nucleotide messenger RNA. Lineage: Eukaryota; Metazoa; Arthropoda; Malacostraca; Decapoda; Penaeidae. The record is from RefSeq and is a predicted model, not a curated record.
AUGGGUAAUUGUAAUGGUGAAAAUAAUGAACCUGUAAAAACCCGUAACCACCACCACCCCAUCUCCUCUUUCUUCCAGCAUGCCAUUGAGGGCAAGACGAAGCUGAGACUAAUCGGAGGGCGGUCGGACCAGGAGGGCCGUGUAGAGGUCAUGCUCCCUGGAAGCAAUGGCACUUGGGGACUCAUUUGUGGCGAUGGAUGGAGCCUUUUGGAGGGCAUGGUGGCGUGUCGGCAGCUGGGGAUGCACUAUGCCCAGGCAGCCUUAUCAACAGGUUAUUUCGGAGGAAAUAUGAGUAACGUGGUUAUAAGUGGCAUCAAGUGCCAUGGCAAUGAAGAAAAUCUUGACCAGUGCCUUCACGAAGACGUAGGAGAAGUAUUUUGCCCACAUCCAGGCUCAGACCCCAACAUCGCUGGAGUUACUUGUGUGUCCAAAAUAGCUGACCUGGUUCCCGAUCACAUGGAGCUGGCUCGUUCUGCACACUUGGAGGAUAAGCAGCUAUUUUUCCUACAGUGUGCAAUGGAGGAAAAUUGCCUUGCACAAUCUGCAGUCAAAGUACAGGAAACUGGCUAUGGUUGGCAUCUGGACACGAGACGUCUUCUUCGUUUCACAGCACGUAUAGUCAACCAGGGAACUGAGGCAUUCCGUCCCAUCCUUCCAAAGCAGUAUUGGGAAUGGCAUGCCUGUCACAUGCACUAUCAUAGUAUGGAAGUGUUCGCUCACUACGAUGUCAUAGACGCAGAUGGAAACAGGGUGGCCGAGGGGCACAAAGCUUCUUUCUGUCUGGAAGAUAACAACUGUGUUCCUGGGGUAGAACCAGUCUUCAAGUGUGCCAACUUUGGUGACCAGGGCAUUAGUCCUGGUUGCACAGACACCUAUGCGUACAACAUUGACUGCCAGUGGAUUGACAUCACUGACAUCAAGCCAGGCACUUAUACUUUUAAGCUGGCAAUAAACCCCGAAUUCAAAGUAGGAGAGAUGUCAUUUGACAACAAUGCUGCCGUCUGCGAGUUCAUUAAUACUUUAACAAGUGUCUGGCUUGGAAAUUGCUAUCUGACUCGACCGUAACACAAAGGCUAGAGUGAUUGUUGAUGUUUUUGUUUGUUAAACUGUACAUUCAUCUAAUUAGUAUGUUAUUUUUCUCUAUUUUGUUAAUGAAUACAUUAACAUCAAAAUGUAAUUAUCAAAAUACCUUCAUGAGAGUAAAAUGUUAUAUAUUGUAUAUAUAUAUGCAGCUAACAUUUUAGAAUAGUUGAAAUAU